Molecule: messenger RNA, 830 nt
Organism: Homalodisca vitripennis (glassy-winged sharpshooter)
Lineage: Eukaryota; Metazoa; Arthropoda; Insecta; Hemiptera; Cicadellidae
Exons: 4
Coding region: 1-813 (270 amino acids)
Source: RefSeq, a predicted model, not a curated record
AUGCAGUCUGAAAAUGAGACCAACCCGCCUUUGAUUACUCUGUCAGACCUACCAAUUUUACCACCGAAUGAAGAUACUGCUGAUGUAUAUUCGCUGGACCAGAGUCUUUCCACUGAGCUGCCAAGUCUACAAUCUGAAAAUGAGACCAGCCCACCUUUGAUAACACUGUUACCAGUUUUACCAUCGAAUGAAGAAACUGAUGAUUUAAAUUCACUGGACAUGAAUCUUUCCAAUGAGCUACCAAGUGUAGAGUCUGGAUAUGAGAUCAGCCUACCUUUGAUUACUCUGUCAGGCCUACCAGUUUUACCACCAAUUGAAGGAGAAGAAAUCAAUAAGGACCCAUCUACAUCAGUGUACGACUCAUCUCUGAUGGUGUACGAGGAAAUUUGCCCUGAUACCAACAUGACUAGUCAAGAGUGCUACAUUGUGGUAUGUGCAGAUGAGAUGAAUCCUGAAAAUUCAGCUGUGCCAUCACAGAGUAUUGUGUCAGGGGGAAUAGAAGUUGAGAUGUCAAACCAAAUGAUUGACCAUGAUUUAGAAGUGGAUGUUGAAGGUAAUAAUGUUUCACAACGUGAUCCUGAUUGGCUUCCUCCUUCUGAUCACAGUGAUUCUAGAGAGGAGUGGCCAGGUGAACCCAAUCCUGAUGAGACUAUUGAAGGCGAUGUAGUACAAAAUAACUUGCAAGAAAGAAAAAGAAGAGGAAGAAAGAGAAAAAUAGAAAGUCAAACUAAAGAAAUUGCUAAGAAGAAAGAAAUAGCAAUGAUAAAUAUUUUGAUUAUAAAGGGAAAUUGGUUGAAUCCAGGCAAUUCAUAAAUUUCAGAUGCAACUGU